This is a messenger RNA of Trichoderma harzianum CBS 226.95, 3021 nucleotides long. RefSeq lists its product as hypothetical. Lineage: Eukaryota; Fungi; Ascomycota; Sordariomycetes; Hypocreales; Hypocreaceae. Gene Ontology annotation, molecular function: ubiquitin-protein transferase activity; zinc ion binding; ubiquitin binding. The record is from RefSeq and is a predicted model, not a curated record. The coding region runs from base 159 to 2756 and encodes 865 amino acids. Gene Ontology annotation, biological process: protein linear polyubiquitination; proteasome-mediated ubiquitin-dependent protein catabolic process. The transcript has 3 exons. Gene Ontology annotation, cellular component: ubiquitin ligase complex.
GUGGUACGAUGCAAACACGCCUGCAGUGAAGUGUGACAUUUCGAUCAUCGGAUUGUCAAAGGUUCAACAGCAACAUUUGGCCAAGGCUGUUGCUAUAUCCUUGAACAAUUGAUGCUGAUGAGCCAACAGCUUCCUAGAACAGCGGCCAAGUCUUCGCCAUGGGCAACAUAUUCGCCCCGCCAACCCGUCCUCCACCGGAUCGGCAGUGGUACCAAGAAGAGCGUCGACCACCAGUACAUCAACAACCGGUGAAUCGACCGGCGGUCAAUCGACUGCCUGUGGAUCGACUUCCGGUUAAUCGACCACUACCAGCGGAUCGAUUGCUGGAGCAAAGAGCGUUGGAACGGAGAGCAUUGGAGCAAAGAGCACGGGAACGAAGAGCGUUGGAGCAAAGGGUGGUCGAAGAAAUGUAUGCCAUUGAUAUAGACGAACUAGCCGAAGAUAUGAUCAUGCUACAACAAGCUAUGAUGCAACAACAGCCGCAACCACAACCACAACCACGCCCUAAUCCGCAGCCUCGAGGCCUGUGUCGAUUUUUUGCAUCGGGUCACUGCAAAAAGGGAGCUACCUGUCGAUUUUCUCAUGACCUUAAUGCUACUCCUAACACAGGGAAUACGACACAUUCAUCCAACGACAAUGACACGUAUGAGCUCGGGGGUGCGUGGGUACAGUUCAACAAUGGCGGCACAGUUUCCAAAGUUGUCUUUGCUUCUGACUACUCUGCCAUCAAUAUUCGAAAUCUUCCACACACUAGUUCAACCGCCUCGGUCAAGAUAAUUCUAGAUAAUGUGGGCAUACCGACGUUCGGGGUUGACAUACGUCUCGUAGCCCAGGCUGAGCAAGACCUAUGCGGUGCGAUACUAAAGGCCGAAGAUCCUUCGUUUGCUAGGACAGCCUGCCGCAAGCUGGCCACCUACACCACUCUUGCGAAGAUGAAGGUGGCUAUCGUACCUCCAAUCAUCCCGCAUAGCCAGAGCCCUUACCAGAUUGACUGUCGGAAAGUGCAUUGUGCCUGGAGCCGGCCAACGCGUGAUGCUAGGUUGAUCUUUGCAACCAAGGGUCCUGCGUACAAAUUGCAAAGAGAAUCCAGAGCGGGCAAUUACAAGGUGCUUGGAUCAAGAGUUAACGCACACGUCCAACAGAGCCCAGAAGGAUGGGUAGUGAAGCUCACUGGAUUAAGUGGCACAGUAUCAGAGCAAGACAUCGUCAAGACAAUCCCAGUAUCUGAAAGGCCUCAGAAGGUCGAGCUUGGAGACCCUGACUACGUUGCAGACUCGGAAUUCGACACAACCAUUAUCAAGUCGAUGCUGUUGGAAUCCGGUCCCUUGGAGCGGUGGGAAGUGCCUAACAAUUCAAAGGCCAAGCGCUUCAAUGCGUAUGGUAUUUUCUUUGACGAAUCAUCUGCGAGAAAUGCUGCGUCCUCCUUGAAUAAGAAACUCCUCUCAUUCAGCAAGACGACGCAACUUUCAGUGUCGGUGGUGGCAUCAGCCAAGUUUAAAAUAUUGGCUAAAAUCUACGACAUGGUCCGCCCACGGAUUAAUGCGCAGAAGCCAGCAUGGGAUCGGCAGUACAUCCGUCUUUCUGAAUUCCCUUGCAAAGGACAAUAUCACAUCUUGAAGCUUGAAGGAGACAAUCACCCAGGGGUGGUUAAAGCUAAGGAGUGUAUUGAGAAGAUCGUCAAGGGAGAAGUUGUUCGAAUGGAGGGGAAAGAUCUUCGAUGUGGAAAUUUCAGGAAAGACGGAAAGGAAUUUAAAAAGGUGCAGACGAUAGAAAACACCUUCAAGGUGCUCAUCAUUCCCGACAUACGCAAGUCACAGUUCCGCGUCUUUGGACGUGAAGCAGUGCCAAAGGAGACUCUGGAGAGGAUCACAAAAUUGUUACAAGAUUGUGUAACCGAAAGCCAUGUUAUUGAGCUCAACGAUGUUGAUUUCCGGUGGGCAUCAAACGGAGGCUUCAGGUUUCUCAGAUCUCAGCUUGGAGACGGAAUAGCAUUCUUCGACAUCACGCCAAGGUACAAACGAAUCUUAAUCAGGGGGCCCAAAGCGGAUUACAAUAACGCGAUGGCCAUUGUCGCCACUAAGAAGAUUAUGCCGCGCGAUGCAGACAAUCUUUCUGGUAUGGAGUGUCCGACCUGUUUCUGCGAGCCCGACGAGCCGAUCCGAAUGUCUUGCGACCAUGUCUAUUGCAGCGACUGUUUUGUUCAAAUGUGCGUCGCUGAGAUGACGGCGGAUAGGGAGUUCCAGAUUUGCUGCCCAAAGGCCGAUGCCACCGGGAAGAUCUGCAAGAAGGCCUUUUCUCUCUCCGAGAUCCAGGAGCAUCUUCCUUCGGAAACCUUUGAAGAUAUCCUUGAGAAGUCCUUUGAGUCCUACAUUACUCGUCACCCGGCCGACUUUAAAUACUGCGAAACACCCGACUGCGGUCAGGUAUACCGGGUGACUUUUCAUGGCUCCGAGCAUCCUAGUAUUUUUACGUGUAAGAAGUGCUUGAAAUCUACUUGCACGAUUUGCCAUACUUCCCAUCCUAGCAAGCCGUGCACUAAAGGCAAUCCUUCUAGCGCACUUAGCAGUAAGAUGAAGGAAGAACUCGGCAUCAAAGCAUGUCCUAGAUGCUCACGGUUGAUCGAAAAGACUGAUGGAUGCGACCAUAUGACAUGCAAGUGCGGAGCUCAUGUUUGUUGGGUAUGUCUUGCGUCUUUUGGGGAAUCUGCAGAGUGCUACGACCAUAUGAGAAGAAUUCAUGGCGGAAUAGGUAUUUGAUGAGGAACUAUCCAAAUCUCUGCUGGUUAUUGAUGGAAUGGGUAGAAUCGUUGGGGGAAAUUGAUAUCUGGAUCUGUCUGGGAAUAGGAAUUUUCUUCUGAUUACAAACAUUACAGAUUGGAAAUGUUCUGCAAAUCUCAUCCUGUGAUAGUGAUUGAUGCUUUAACCGGCCUCGUAUGUUGUAGUUGCAGGUCUAGGUAUAGCUGGUCAAGACGCCACUCACUGACGCUUUUUAACACAUAUUGGCUGUCAAAUCAGAUGGGUG